Molecule: messenger RNA, 1203 nt
Organism: Papilio xuthus (Asian swallowtail)
Lineage: Eukaryota; Metazoa; Arthropoda; Insecta; Lepidoptera; Papilionidae
Exons: 4
Coding region: 137-685 (182 amino acids)
Source: RefSeq, a predicted model, not a curated record
AAUCGCGUCUCAGAUGCUGUGGGUUGUUCGACAAGUAUAGACCUUAGGUCACAAGAUGUGUACAUAGAAAUAUAUAUGAUAAAAGAUACGGAUAAAAGGUAAAUAAAAAAGAUAAAUUGAUUACUUUAGUUCAAUCAUGCGAGUGGAAUUACCGGAUUGCAAACGGUGCUGUUGUAUUAUACCUCUGAGAUACGGGAUAAUCGUUUUUGGAUAUCUUAAUUUGAUAUUCGCUGUGCUAGUGGUGAGCUUGGAGACAUGGCUGGCCGUUGGGGAUUCGAAAAAGCUGACGAUGACCAUGUACAGAGGCCUCUCGUUCUAUACUCAGAUGUGGUUGCCCGUGUUCCUUUAUAUAUUGGAGAUAGUCUUCAAUAUUAUUCUGCUCAUUGGUGCUCAUCUGAAACUGUCUAGACUCCUGCGAAUCUACUAUUACUACGGAAUAACAACAACAUUGGCUUCUUUCUUAACAUUAUUCGUGGUGAAACAUCGUCAGAUUCACCAUGACUUUGAGAACACGAUUAUUGAUCUGUCCUUUGUCUUCUGUGGAUUUGCUUUACAGAUAUAUUUGCUGCUUUUGAUAAGAACUGAACUAAAGAAGCUGAGGAGUAACCAGCUCAGUUUUAUUAAUCAUGUAUCCGAAGUUAUGGUGGACGCUCCACAUGGUGGCCAAGGACGAAAUCCUCUAUAGAAUGUUCGUACUGGUAACUAUUACUCCUAUAUAAAACUAUUAUAAAUCUACGCUAAAGAACUUCUAAACUAACCAUUAAUUCAAUCUGAGUAAGGCAGUAAGUGCAGUAAAAUAUUUUUGAACUUCUUUGGUGAUAUGUAAAGCCAGAAAUGAUUAAUUAUUUUUCAAAUUACGUAUACGUGUUUGUCAAAUUAAUUGAAAGUUCUAUUUUAUUUAAUCUUUGACUUUGCGUAUGAACUGAUUAUUUGUGUUGGAGUUCUUUUGCUAAAGAGGGGGCAAAGGCUUUAGCUUGGACCUUGGAGUUCUUUUUUUAAUCGAACAUAGAGUAAUAAUUAUUAAUGCAUAUUGAAUUAUAGUUUUCUGAAUAAAAUGUGUGAUAUUCUUCGCAGACUUCAAUAUUGAAGGUCGUGUUCGUCUUGAUAUGCCUUUACAGAUGUAUAAAAUACCAGACCAUAACUAUACUUCAGGUCAUCUCUUUGUAAUUUUAUAUGUUUUAAUAUAAAUAUACUGGACAUUAU